Messenger RNA from Pieris macdunnoughi, 1488 nucleotides. NCBI's taxonomy places the organism in Eukaryota, Metazoa, Arthropoda, Insecta, Lepidoptera, Pieridae. The record is from the annotation of a GenBank genome assembly.
AUGGAGACCCUCAUUCAAUAUUUACUUUUAACUCUCGCUCUGACCUCAGUUCAAAUAUCCUACACUGAGAGUCGUCUAAAUGAAAAACGCCGAGAUAAAACUGAAAGGAGAUACCACGCCGUUCAGGCUAAAGACAACAUGUGUGAAAUAGCAAACAGAGACUCCAAAGUCCACUGUUACUGUGAGAACACAGAAAUAAAAACAGCAACACGCGCUGACUGUUGGGUGUUCAACGGUGGCAUUGACGAAACUGAUCCUAUCUGGACCAGUUUUAACUCGCAACCCUUCCUGGAAAAGCUUACAUUCAAUAUACGCUCGGACGGAGCUCUUAAAUUCGUCCCACUCAACGUAAUUCAUAAGUUAAAGCGAUUGCAAAAAUUGCAAAUACACUAUGCGACGCUAAACAAAAUCGAGAAAAAGACGUUUACGAACAUGUCGACAGUAAGAGAAAUAACGUUAAUGAACAACAAAAUAAUGGAGCUGGACUUCUCCGCGUUCGCAAACCUCCCGUCGCUCGUAAACUUGACUAUAAAAGGAAAUAAAGUGACCGAGAUCCAGAGGGAUGUUUUCGUCGAUUUACCGAGUCUCAGAUAUCUCGAUUUAUCGUUUAACAGUAUUAAUCUAGCUCACGAUGGAUGUUUCGAACAUCUGAACCUACUCACCGAUCUCGUAUUGGAAGCUAAUUUAAUUUCGGUUUUAACUAGAGACACUUUUAGAGGUCUCGGUAAUUUGACGAGAUUGGAUUUGAGAUCAAACAAGUUAUCAAUGAUAGGAGACUUGACAUUUAUUGAAUUGUGGAACUUGAAUGAGCUCCUUUUAGACAAUAAUGAGUUGAAAUAUUUAUCGGAAAGGGCCUUUGAUGGUUUGACGAUGCUUCAAAAAUUAUCUAUGACUGGCAACAAAUUACAGACCAUUAACGAAGUGCUUUUGGAGGGUGUCAGAGGACUCGAAUUGCUGGAUUUAAGAAAUAAUGAAAUUAAACAAUUUUCCUAUGAAACGAUAAAACCGAUUUUAGAAAACUUAAAACUGAAAACUUCUGUUUUAUAUUUAAGUGGUAACAAAUUAAGAUGUGAUUGUCGGUUAUCCUGGAUUCAAGUAUUGCGUAAUGAAACGAAAAGUGAACCACUCAGACAGGCGCUCGACGAAGUCACUUGUAUACCAAAUAUUCCGGAAAAUGUCGAUAAUGGGAUGAAUACGAAUGACAAACUGACUGAUUUGGUUGAUGCUGAUUCUGAGGGUGAUUCACUUCAACAGGAUGAAAAUGACGAUGAAACCUACGAUGCUAAAAUUGAAGAUGACAAAUCAGAAAAUCAAGUAGUUCUCGUGGACAUGCCAUCAGAGACACUCCCGUGUCCAGGACAGUUGGGUCACAAUGGUGAAGAUUCAUUGAUGCUGUCUUCAAACGAUGAAAGUUAUUGGCAGCAAAGUUCCAGUGUUAAAGUCCUAUCGAACUGCUUCUUAUUGAUUCUAACAAUAUUACUGCAUUAA